Messenger RNA from Exaiptasia diaphana, 1372 nucleotides. RefSeq names its product cyclic AMP-dependent transcription factor ATF-3. The record is from RefSeq and is a predicted model, not a curated record. The transcript has 4 exons. Gene Ontology annotation, molecular function: RNA polymerase II cis-regulatory region sequence-specific DNA binding; DNA-binding transcription factor activity, RNA polymerase II-specific. Gene Ontology annotation, biological process: regulation of transcription by RNA polymerase II. Lineage: Eukaryota; Metazoa; Cnidaria; Anthozoa; Actiniaria; Aiptasiidae. The coding region runs from base 159 to 755 and encodes 198 amino acids. Gene Ontology annotation, cellular component: nucleus.
ACGGCCAGCGUUGUCCACGAGGGCUAACUAGUACGGGGUUUUCCCUUGGCCGAAAAUUACCCCGUGUAUUCCCUCCAUUCAAACGACAUUUCUUUUAGAUAUACAGCAGAAAAGAGCAAUUGCAGUGGGAUUUUUAGUACAGAAAAACAACACAAACGAUGGCCAUGUCGCAUCACGAUUUGAAUGAUUUAUACUUCCCAGAAGGAGCCUGUGCAAGUUCUCCAAUGAACAGCCUCUUCGCAAUGAAUGGCCUUCCACUUCUAACUAUGGAUAAUGACCAAAUUGGAAACGACUCACUAGUUAGUCUAGUUGUAAAACCCAAGCUGAAGAAAGCUAUAGAAGAAAAAAAGCUAGCCAAGGGCGAGGAGAUUCCAACUAUUGAGUAUAAAGAUCCACCGCCACCACAGCCUAAACCUCCAGAAAAGCCCGAAGAUUUGAAGAGAAAACGCGAAAAAAAUAAAAUUGCUGCUACGAAAUGCAGACAGAAGAAGAAGGCACGAAGGGAUUCCCUGCUACAGAAAAUAGAAAAGUGGGAACAAUUAAAUAACGAGAAAAAGAGAGAAGUGCAAGAACUACGCAAGGAAAAGAAGAGUUUGGAAGAUUAUAUAAAGAACCUUAGCGAAUCAUGUAUUUGCUCAAGGAUGACAAGUGCCUAUCAGCCAAGCCAUUGUUUACCUGCACCGCUACCGCACGAAGCUUUAUUCCUGCUCGGAGAUGCAGCCUCUAGUGUCGAAGAGAUGCCCUACUUUGCUUAGAGCUCACCUUGUAAAUGUUGUGCUUAAAAACUAGUACCGCACGUGCGCUAAAAACAAACGCAAGCGUAAACGUAAGGACUAUCGCGCUUACGAUUCCACUUGCGUGUUGAAGAGAUCCCCUACUUUGAUUAGAGCUAGCCUUGUAAAUAUUACACUUUAUAGUUAGUACCGCACGUGCGCUAAAAACGUAAGGAAACGUAAGGAAUAUGGCGCUUACGAUUCUACUUGCGUUUGCUUUGAGUUGUGCUUGACUUUAAGUUGGUAUUUUUUCUUACGGAUGUGCUUUUGAUUGCAAUUGUGAUUAUCAUAUAGUAAAAAUCCAUGACUAGCUCGAUGGCCAUAUUCGCCAAAAAUACCCACUCUAAGAUAGCUAAAAUGCAAUUGUAAAUAUCCCUAACAACUUCUUCUGUGAAGAAAAUCACUUUCUUAAAUUAUUUUUAAGUUUAACACUUAAAGAUUUAUCAGCAAAUUGUUGGUAAUCUCGUUGAUAAAUUUAUAUGAUCUUACCGUGUAAGAUAUAUUCAUUUCUUCCUGGUAAUAGGAGAUUUGAUAAUCACUGAUUUGCAGUGUAUUAGGCAUGUAUAACUGGGAAUAAACAGCUGUUAAAUUUCUGCAAA